AUGAUCUUCGCCUACGCCCUGAGUCACGGCGACACCAAGCUACACAUAAUUCCCAGUAUACAAGACGGAUCCGGUGGAACAGGCUGCUGGAAGCAUCGCAGCUGGCCAGAUCCUGUCAACGUCAGUCUGCUCUACGUGUGUCGCCAAAUUCACCUCGAGACCGCUCUAUUUCCGUACGAGCUCAAUGUCUUUGUGGUCUACGGUCACUACAACGCUGCCAAAGACUUCUUUGAACUUAUCUGCUCACACCCCAACCCCUACUCUAGCGCGUUCAUUUCUGAGAUGCAACCAAAGUACGCCAGCAUGGACUCCUCCAGGAAGGAGGUGAACAAGGAGCGCGCAAUCAUACAGCGUGCGGAGAAGUUGAAAGUCGAGGCCGCGCAGCAGGAACUACGGCUGAACCAAAUGUAA
Messenger RNA from Alternaria ventricosa, 411 nucleotides. RefSeq lists its product as uncharacterized. The coding region runs from base 1 to 411 and encodes 136 amino acids. The record is from RefSeq and is a predicted model, not a curated record. Lineage: Eukaryota; Fungi; Ascomycota; Dothideomycetes; Pleosporales; Pleosporaceae. The transcript is spliced from 2 exons.